Molecule: messenger RNA, 1556 nt
Organism: Galleria mellonella (greater wax moth)
Lineage: Eukaryota; Metazoa; Arthropoda; Insecta; Lepidoptera; Pyralidae
Exons: 9
Coding region: 209-1474 (421 amino acids)
Source: RefSeq, a predicted model, not a curated record
CUAUUAUUAAAAAUAAACUAACUGAUAUUCUGUAGUAUCAAUCGAUAUUUAAUUACUACACUUAACCAAUCCGUUUAAUAAUACCUAAUCGCUAACGGACACUUGUUAGCGAACACUUGUUUUCGAUCUUAUCUGAGUGUAGCGACAUUCGUAUCACAAAUUACUAAUCUCCAUUUUAUAAACAGACCGUAGACAGCACAGCUGUGAAAUGACGAUCGUUAUCUGUGCAAUUACUUUUUUAAUUCUUUUUUUAAUAUACGGCUUCAAGUACAAGGAUCCUAAACCGAUUUUUGGUGUUUACUCUGUGCCUGGAAAGUGGUAUUAUUUGAAAUAUGCAGUUUUCGCCGCCAUUUAUUAUUAUAGGAAGUAUUCAAAGAGAGCAGCCGGCCCCGAUGGCAGCGCUGGUCAAGGAGUGAAAGCCAUAGCGGAUCCUGUGGACAUGGAUCGGGCGCAGACACUUAGUGACCAUGCCAAGGCCUUCGACGCGGUGUUCUUCAUCUCGGCCACGGAGAAUGACGGGAAAGGUGUCUACGUUAUAUCUGGUUGCGAACGUCGACCAAUGGGCAUGUGCAAUGGACUAUUCUACAUUGGGUUACCAGGCAAAGGUCUAUUGUGCAGUAAAAAAAUACCGGACACCGUACUAUUUGGCGCUCAAAUAGGAGAAUUUGGCGCCGAGGGAAUAAAAAUGGCGCCCGUCGAACCUAUGAAGAAAUGGACUGUUUCAUACAAAGGACAAAUGUGGUAUCAAAAUGAGCCGAAUAAAAACGUGGACGUGGACUUCGAAGGAGAGUGGACCGCCAUCAGCAAACAUUUCGACUUCGAUACGGAUCUAUACCCGGCUACCGUCAUUAGGUCCAUAGCGAGGGAAAAGUGGAGUAGGGAUUAUUUUGAAAGACUGAAAACAGCUCAUCAGUCUCACUAUGAACAGUUUGGUGUCUUGAAGUGUAAAUUUAAAAUAGAUACAGAAAUAUUUGAAUACACGUUGCCUUCUUUCCGGGACCACAGUUUUGGGCAAAAACGUGACUGGAGUCUAAUGCAUCGUUACGCAUUUCAUCACAUCUUCCUCAAGAACGGCAUCAGUGUCAGCGUUGGUGUCAUCAGUCAACCUUCGACAGCUUCGUUUUUCGAAGCUGGUGAAGUAGCGUUACCCAAUGGAAAAGUUCUGCCUAUCAAAUGGGUAGAUCUCAAACUGUACCAACACGGGGAGGGAGGACAGGCUCCUAGGGACUACGCCUUCAGAUUUCAAGCUGGUGAUGAAGUGUUUACAGUUCAGGUUCUCGUCGAGUACGAGUCAGUCCACUACGUUUCUGACGAUUGGGAAGCUCGGAUGGUGGAGAGGUUUUGCAAGUUUAUGGUGAACGGUAUACCUGGCAGGGGCGUCUCAGAGUUCCACUACAGGCAUAAAGAAGGCCGGCCGGAGACUGUCGCGAAAAACGAUCCGGAAUGGUUCCGGAAAAUGUCCCAUAGAAUAUAAUGCCAAUGCCUCCAUCGAAUGUUUUGAUAAAUGUUAUAUUUUUAAAUUUUUUUAUUUAAUUAUUAAACCUUUUCAUAAUUAA